GAACGCGAUGUGUAUAAAAGACGGAUGGUCAACUGCUUUAGAAGAGUUUUAUUUUCGGACACUCCUACGACCAACAGAACUGCAAAAUGUGUCGUCUGCAUCUUGCCUUGAUCGUUGCCGUUGUUGUACAGCUUACAUGGAAUCGUGUAGGAGCAGGCAGCAUAUGGCCGAAAAUACAGUUCACUGCCCAUAACCCAGUUGACAAAUCUUUGGACAAUGGGCAAACUAUCGUGCUUCAGAGUGUGGUCAUCAACGAUGGUCAAGGGUACGACCCAAAUACAGGCAUAUUCACGUGCCCUUUCAGCGGCCUGUACAUGUUCACUCUCCAACACUGUGUAGACAGGGAGAAAUAUUCUCAUGUCGGCAUAGUGAAAGACAACACCAUGCUAGUUGCCGGUGUAGCGUACGGUACAACGUGGUGGCCAUGUAGCUCUAUGCAAGCGUUUGUCAGUCUGAGCAAAGGUGAGAAGGUUUGGAGCAAGGCUAACUGGGAAAGCUAUCUACACCAUGAUGCCGCAAGGUGGACAAGUCUUAGUGGGGUGUUGCUGCGUCCUGACGGUUUUAGCGAUGUCCACCUGCUGGCUAGUUUUGAGACUCAGUAAAUGACUUUAUGUUUUAUAUAAACAAGAUGUAUAAAAGUAUUCUUGAAUGAAAGGUUAAAAUGGAUCAAAGAUUUUAUGUGUGUCAUUUCAAUAAUUCAGUGAAAUAAAAAAAUGCGGGCCUUUCACGUUUGUGACCCUACCCGAGUUAUGAAUUCCCAUCUCCGCCACUGAAACAUAUGUCAUUUUUUAUUAUUUGAACGUCGAGCAUCGUCAUCCACAUGCUUGUUAAGAUUUACUAAAAUAUAUUCGCACUCAUAAAAUCGUAAAUGGCUAUAAUUUUUCACGGAACAAAUCGAACAAGAGGUUAUCGAUACUGUGAGUUUUAAUGACAUCAUGCAAUGGUGAGUCACAUGGGUACCCAGCUAACAUGUUAACACAUGUCACUGAAUCAAAUCAUAUUUAGCAGUAGGCACCAAACGUUCAUUAUAUACUUCAUGUUAUUCUUGGCCUAAAGUUAAAACAUACUCAUUAUUAUAUCAAAUAAAAGAAUUGGUUACUCUGCAAUCAACGUAAUUAAGGAUUAAACCCCCAAGAGUCCCUUAAACCUUCCUCUUUCUUAAGCAAGUCCUAAAUAGUGUCUUAUUCCCCCUCCCCCGAGUCCUGAUUAAUUUUAACCAGUUGAAAAAAAUAACAAAAAUAUCAAUAUAUCAUGAACUAAAUGUUUAAUACUGUUGUACCAUCUAACAAAAUAAUCGUAAGUAUAAGUUAUGACUUGUAUUUGCCUCCAUCUACACACAGUAUUCCGAGGCACUGUUGAAUUUGACAAGAAUGAAUAUAAUACGUAUGUUCUGUUUUUGUACUAUUGUUGUAAACCCACUGUGUUUCAUAAUCAUCAACAAAUGGUGGAAAUAAAGAUUAUUGAAUUGAAAUGUUCAAUAAUACCUUUG
Mya arenaria is the source of this 1489-nucleotide messenger RNA. Its product is annotated as complement C1q subcomponent subunit B-like. Lineage: Eukaryota; Metazoa; Mollusca; Bivalvia; Myida; Myidae. The transcript has 3 exons. Gene Ontology annotation, molecular function: protein binding. The record is from RefSeq and is a predicted model, not a curated record. Bases 87 to 602 code for a protein of 171 amino acids.